AUGUCGUGGAUUACUAACAGUCAAUUAUUUGUUUUUGCGAUAACUUUAGGUUGGGUUUCGUCUCAGGAAUAUAUUGAAAAUCUACACGAUUCAAAAUUUGCAACACACUUCAAAGAAAUACCACAAUCAUUCGAAGUAAGAGGAUUCGAUGCUAACACUCAAUUUCAAAAGUUUUUCGAUCGGAUACAAGAAGUAGCGAUGCAAGAAAACCUAAACGUGCUUUACAAGAUAAAGAUCGAAGUAGACAAGCCGACAAAAUACCAUGGGAAAAGGGCAAUCUUGAGGAAAGGGAGGUCAAAGAAGUACAACAUACCGCUUAAGAAGACGAGUAUGAAGCUAUCAAACUUCGAGAUGUGGUUACGGAAGAUGGCGGAACAAUCCGGAGUCAACAAGAAGGGUCGUUCGCAAAACUUCGAGAUGUUCGCCUCAGCUACAACCGAAGGACAAAAGGUGAUAACAACAACAAAACAAAUACAGCUUAAAUACAAACCGAUUAUUUCAAAGACCAAGACUAAUUACACAAAAUUUGUGAAGCCCGUGAGAAGCAGAACUAUUACUCUGACUAAGUAG
This is a messenger RNA of Helicoverpa zea (corn earworm), 570 nucleotides long. RefSeq lists its product as uncharacterized. The record is from RefSeq and is a predicted model, not a curated record. The transcript is spliced from 2 exons. The coding region runs from base 1 to 570 and encodes 189 amino acids. NCBI's taxonomy places the organism in Eukaryota, Metazoa, Arthropoda, Insecta, Lepidoptera, Noctuidae.